Aspergillus wentii DTO 134E9 is the source of this 855-nucleotide messenger RNA. RefSeq names its product triose-phosphate isomerase. Gene Ontology annotation, molecular function: triose-phosphate isomerase activity. The record is from RefSeq and is a predicted model, not a curated record. NCBI's taxonomy places the organism in Eukaryota, Fungi, Ascomycota, Eurotiomycetes, Eurotiales, Aspergillaceae. The coding region runs from base 1 to 855 and encodes 284 amino acids. The transcript has a single exon. Gene Ontology annotation, cellular component: cytosol. Gene Ontology annotation, biological process: gluconeogenesis; glyceraldehyde-3-phosphate biosynthetic process; glycolytic process.
AUGGCCUCAAAACCUGUAUACCCUGUUCUCCCGCAAACCUUGCUCAUCAUUUCCUUGAAAAUGUACUUCACCCCCUCUCGGACUCUCGACUAUCUCCACGCAUUGCUCGACCCAAAGAAUGAAAUCGUCCGGCCGGAAAACAGGGCUAAACUCCUGCUGGCCUUGAUACCCGACUUCCUAACUGUCUACCCCUGCGCUCAAAUUAUCCAAGACUACGAGUCUAAACUAAUCGCUCAAUCUGAUGAUACCACCCUCCCACCCCCCGUCCUACUAGGCGCUCAGGACUGUUUCUGGGAGUCGUUGGGUGCCUACACCGGUGAGGUUUCUCCCCUCGCCCUGCGCUCCGUCGGCGCCUCCAUCGUGGAACUGGGCCACGCCGAACGCCGCUCCAUCUUCCACGAGACAGACGACGAAACCGCCCGCAAGGCCGCUGCCACCUCGGCACACGGCAUGAUACCCCUCGUAUGCAUCGGGGAAAUCACCGCCCCGGGCCCCGUCGCAUCAGAAGCCGUCGGCCGUGCAGUAAGUGAAUGCGAAGUCCAAGUUCGCGCCGUCUUAAGCGCCAUCCCCGCCGACGCACCCGUCAUCUUCGCCUACGAACCUGUCUGGGCAAUUGGGAAACCCGCCCCCGCGGGCGUCGACCACGUCUCGGCCGUCGUGGAUGGCAUCAGAGCGGUAAUUGGGAAACACGAGGGUGAUGUCCGUGUCUUGUAUGGGGGAAGCGCGGGGCCCGGGCUAUGGGGUCAGGGAGGUCUUGGAAAGGCCGUCGAUGGUAUGUUCUUAGGCCGAUUCGCGCACGAAAUUCCUGGUGUCCAGAAAGUCGUCAAGGAAGUUGGGGAAACUCUGGGUGUUUGA